AUGACAGCCAACACUCAACGCCCUACAGAACAUGACGACGAACACCAGAAUAAGCAGCAAGCAGCGUACUCCCCGAAUGAGUCUUCGGAAAGCAGCAAGAAUCACGACGCGGACGAAAUGGAUGAGUCCGCAAAAAACCUCACCGACAAGAAGGGUAAGGGUAAAAGGAAAUACAACUUCCAGAGGGCUUCUGUUGCGUGUGAGCAAUGCAGAAAAGCCAAGACGCGUUGCAAUUAUAUCAAUAACGGAUCGAACUGCUUCAGAUGCGAAAACCUAUCACUGAAAUGUAGCCUAAAUGAAAUAAAGCUGGAGCCGACUUUGUCCACGUUCCAAAAAUCUGCAAAUUUGAAAACCAGAGAUGAGGCGGAGGAAAGCAGGAGCCUAAAAAGACAGCGAAAAGCGAAGUUAACAGCUGCAGGAGCAGCAACGGCCAGCCCGAAGAUAAAACAAGAAAAUAUACCCGCAUCCACAUCAACAAUUGACCUGGCUUCGUUGAAGUCAAAGUACAUAGACACCUCUCCGGUAAUCUCCUCCACCUCCUCGCAGACCAACUCCUCGUCACAUAACUCGAUGCUACUAGUUAUAAAUGACAAGAUUGACAGGCUGGCCUCCACCUUGAAAAACUUGAUGGAUCAAAAGGAAACAUUGUCUUCUAUCAGGAAAACGGGGCCUUCGGGCACCGUUCCAAAUUUACAGCACCCUACGCUUGACACAAGUGUUAACCCCUAUAUUAACUCGCUGCCGUCGAUUAAUCAUCAAUCUCCUGUUCAAAUUGGAGACUCUAUAGCGAGCCCUGGUAUUCCGCCAUUCUUGUACCCCCCAAGAGUCAACUUCCCCUUUGUGGGGCCCCCUGCUCCUGCUGGGAACUUUGCUCCCAACAAUAAUGUCUCUCCAAUUUUGCGGCCUGCAAUCACUGCACCCCUUGCACGUCCUUACUUUCGCAACAUCAAUAUCAUGAACCCGACCCAUUAUCCUCCUGUUGUGACGAACAAUAGUAACAAUUCAGCAAUUGCAGCAGGGCUCAACAUGAACAUCAACAAUAUUACCCAUGACAACAACAGCAUUAACAACAACAACGCUAACAAUAACAGCUUGAUGGCUCCAAAUAGUGCUACCACCAGCCACGCUAGUACUGUCACCAAUAUGGUUCACGAAAAUGAUGAGUUUUUCUUUUUGAAUGCUCCUUAUUUAGACAUGUCGAACAUUGCAUGUAAUUUGGGUUUACCUUUUACGAAGGAAAUAGGAUUUGACAUCACUAGGGAUGUUUCCUUAUUAUCUAUCCAAGAAAGAUAUGACUUGAUCAAUCGUAAACUACUGGACUACGAAACGUGUUAUAGGUUAAUUGAGGCUGGAUUAUUCCAUUAUGGCAAAUGGAUCACAUAUGUGGAAGCCGACUAUAAGGUCUGGUUAGACUCUAUAAGACUCACAUCUCCUCUACUUUUUUGCGUGUUGAUUCUGUUUGGGCUACGUCAUCAAAGACCACCAAAUCUGGAUAAAAACUUGGAGCUUGAUGUUUUGCAAAGCAUCCACCAAUUACUUUCCCUGAGCGUCUACGAAGUUCCGCAAUCUAAAGAAUUUAUUCAAGCCUCGAUUUUGCUUGCACAUUUCUCACCUUCCUUGUCCUAUAAACACAUUUAUUUUGACAGUUGGUGGGUCUCAUCAUACGGAUUGAUCCACUUCAUGACGCGUGAAAUGAACAUGAACCUAUUAGUCAAAAGUGUCAAAUCACCCGAGAAAAUUCACCAAUAUCGAUUGUGGAAUCAUUUGACAGUAGCACAUUUGGUCAACUGCAUUUUGUCCGGUCGUCCCUGCAUCAUCGAUGAAAUACGUUUAGAUCAGUGUCGGGAUAUUCUAGUUUUGUCCGAAGCAAACUCAUUUGAUGCAAUCGUUGUUGCAAAGAUUAGCAUGAUAUUGACCUUGUACAAUUCUUUACAAUUUCCAGAGAAUGUCGAUGUUUCUCUGAAAGAACUGGAAUCCACGUAUUCUGAUUGGAAAUAUCUAACUGACAAUGUCGCACUCGGUAGUGUGGUUACAGGUUUCUACCACUUUGGAAGAGCAAUGAUUUUGCGUAGGUACUUGUUGAAAAACUUGUAUCUAAAAGGUCAGCCCAAAUAUACGCAGAGAAGUCGAGAAUUUUUCGAUAACGUUCUCGAAUUAAUUGAACUUGGAAAAGCAAAAGAAGAGCUUCUGGAUACUAGUGAUCUUUUCAAGCAAGCCUUCUUUUUGUGUGUUUUCAUGUUGUUGCAAUUCAAACAGCUCGAUCUUUUCAAAGAGCCCAAUGAUAAUUUUAUUAUUGCGGAAGCAUCUAACAAAUACCUAGAAAUACUCUCAUUGGCAGAAAAAAAAUCAUAUUGUUUCAAUGGCUAUUUCAACCACUAUGCGGACUUGAUUUUAAGGCUAAAAAAUUUGGUUCUUCCGACUCUAUCCUAA
Pichia membranifaciens NRRL Y-2026 is the source of this 2430-nucleotide messenger RNA. RefSeq lists its product as hypothetical. Bases 1 to 2430 code for a protein of 809 amino acids. Gene Ontology annotation, cellular component: nucleus. Gene Ontology annotation, molecular function: transcription cis-regulatory region binding; DNA-binding transcription factor activity, RNA polymerase II-specific; zinc ion binding. The transcript has a single exon. Lineage: Eukaryota; Fungi; Ascomycota; Pichiomycetes; Pichiales; Pichiaceae. The record is from RefSeq and is a predicted model, not a curated record. Gene Ontology annotation, biological process: regulation of DNA-templated transcription.